Messenger RNA from Chrysochloris asiatica (Cape golden mole), 1719 nucleotides. Its product is annotated as chromosome unknown open reading frame, human C17orf47. The transcript has 3 exons. The coding region runs from base 1 to 1719 and encodes 572 amino acids. The record is from RefSeq and is a predicted model, not a curated record. Lineage: Eukaryota; Metazoa; Chordata; Mammalia; Afrosoricida; Chrysochloridae.
AUGGGAUCUCCUCAGAGGGGCACAGUCUAUCCGGUGGUCAAGACAAAUAAAGUUGGGUCCAAAGUAGCAGUUUCAACACAUAAGGGGGCUGAGGGUAGUAACGCAAUCCCUCAUCGGGGACAUGCUUUUGCCUCAAGCCAGAGAGGUGCUACCAUCUCCCAUGGAAAGUCAGAACCUGCGCAUCCCAUCACUACAGAGUAUCCUCGAUUUUUCUCCCCACAAUCAGGGCCUAACCUUUCCAGUGCACCCUCCCUUCGGGGCACCGAGGCCCGGCCGAGAACAGAAACAUCCCGUCAAAUCUCUCCUCACCGAAAAACACAGCAAACUCAGACGGCUGCUUCCCACAAUGUCUCUAUACACCGGAAUGUUACCUUACCUAGGGAGGAAACAGUACGGAAAAAUGCCCCUGCUGCAGUACGUGAGAGCGCCCACCACUCCUCACUAAACACAGAUGCCAGAACCACUCGCCGGUUGAGUUUUCUAGACCCAAAGGAUAACCUAGAAGUCUUACAGCAGGAAGAAGAACCACCCUCUAAGGUCCAGAACCCACAAGGGGUCAGAGUUCCCCGUAAGAUUUCACUUCACCCAAGGGAUGAAGCAGUCCAAACUGACCCCAUCCGGAGGACUUUGACUGCUGCUGAUACCAAAUCUUCAAGGACACCCUCUAGCCCAGAACAUGGCAUCUGCCGAUUCUAUCCAGAGCCUCGGACAAUGCAGAGAAGGAUCCCUGGCCAAGAGUCUGAAAUGGGACCUCACAGUUCAAUUUAUUCAGAUGCAAAGCCUUUACAGAAGAAUGUAAACUUGGAAUCAUGCCUCAAAUUUUCUGUCCUUAGAGAUUUGGAAGGUGGACACCGCGUUUCUCCACGUCCAGAGCUGGAUUCUGCCCACAAGUAUUCUGUCUAUACUGAACCCAAAAGCUCCACAAAGGUCUCAAUGGGAACAAUGGAGUCUGGCAUGAAGUCCUCAACCAGAGAUGGUGAGUUCCGCAAGGUCACCAUUUCCCAAGGAGGGCAGCCAACUCAACGUGCAGCUCGAGCAGUACCUGAGAGCUACAAAUCUUCUGGAAUCUUUGCACCUUCAGAGCCUAUCUAUAAGCAGCAUGUCCAGAGACCCCCAGAAACUGUUCAUACAUCUUCAGGACCCAUCCCAAAGCAUGUGGAACUGGAACUGACCCCUCGACCCUUGCCCCCUCGUUCCCUACCUAGGUAUGGACCUGACUCCUCAUGGUGGACAUUACUCAAUCCUGAAGUUGAAAUGCCUGAAAGCAGGCAAGCAACACCUAAUUUUGAGCCUAAGUCCCCUGCUCCCCUAGAUUCUUUAUUGUCCUUUUUUGAAAAGGACUCAAAUUCUUUCUAUGAAGAGCUGACGUUACAGAGAGAGAAGGCAAGUCCACUAGCAUCACCACCAGCAUCGUCACCACCUCCACCAGCAGUGGCAGCAGCAGCAAAACAGUCUCCAAACCAGGCACCUUUGAGGGAAGCGCCACAGGCCCCCAAGCAUACCUCCAAACAACCCAUUCAAAGGUUUAGUGCUUUCUUCUUGGAUGUCUCUGAGGAAAUGUACAAUCGUGUCAUCUGGUGGCUAAAAGGUCUGUGCUUUUCUCUUUCUAGGGACCUAUUGUGGGUGGUUGGGGUGGCGGAGGAUGGGCCGGCUGAAUCCUACUCAAGCCCCCACCCCCAGAAGAAACACUGGCUGCUGCUCGGGCAGGAUCUUCAGUGA